Molecule: messenger RNA, 5062 nt
Organism: Ornithodoros turicata
Lineage: Eukaryota; Metazoa; Arthropoda; Arachnida; Ixodida; Argasidae
Product: multidrug resistance-associated protein 1-like
Exons: 28
Coding region: 216-4877 (1553 amino acids)
Biological process (GO): transmembrane transport
Cellular component (GO): membrane
Molecular function (GO): ATP binding; ATP hydrolysis activity; ABC-type transporter activity
Source: RefSeq, a predicted model, not a curated record
CGGGUUUUCGUCAUGGUUCUAUAAUCCACUUGGAAGUGGAUCUGGAUCCACUUUAACGCCUCUGGUCCCUCUUCAAUACGAUUCUCGACCAAUCAGUAACAAGUAUCUCUAGUAGCCAAUAGUAGCUCUUCCGCGCAACUGCUCCAGUGGCGACAUUUGCGGCCGGCAUUGUUUUCCACGCUGUUUAUGAUUGUCAUAGCGCCUCCCGGCGUAGCAUGGGAACGCUGGAUAGAUUUUGUGGGUCCAAGUUUUGGGACUAUGAGACAGCCUGGAACACAACAGACCCAGACCUCAGCCCCUGCUUCCAGGACACUGUGCUGGUAUGGAUCCCAUGUGGGAUGUUAUGGCUUUUCUCCCCCUUGGAGACCUACUGGCUGCUCAAGAGCACCAAGAGGCUCAUACCCUGGACGGCACUCAACAUCACCAAGCUGGUUAUAACCAUGCUCCUGUUUUCAAUAUCGUUAGCUGAAUUUAUUUAUGCCGGGCACGAAGCCCUCUCCAACGGUGUUGCUCUGCCGUCCGUCUACUUUUAUACUCCAUUUUUGAAGAUUGCAACAUUUAUGCUGGCAUCGUCCUUAUUGCUAGCUGGUAGGAAACGAGGCAAGCAAUCUUCUGGGAUCCUCUUCCUGUUCUGGUUUGUCCUCCUCCUCUGCGGAGCUGUGACGUAUAGGUCGUAUCUGAAGUGGUGCUUUUCGGGUGACCAGGAGUGGACCGAGAAUGCACGACUGGGGCAAGAGUUUUUCUUUGGCGCAUACAUGGCGUAUUAUCCACUCGUGCUUGUGCAGCUCGUGCUCAACUGCUUCUCCGAUGCCAAGCCCAUGUACAGACAACAUGCAGCUCCUCCUGAAGAGAAGGAGAGCCCAGAAUCUGGAGCAUCAUUCCUGUCCAAGCUUCUGUUCUCAUGGUUCGAUUCCCUCAUCAUAAAAGGCUACAAGAAACCCCUGGAGAACACAGACCUGUGGGCCCUCAAUCAUAGUGAUCGUACUGAAAAUGUCAUUCCUCGCUUCGACAAAUUCUGGCAGCGGGAAGUUGCGAGAGUGCCAGCUCAUAACGAAAGGGGCGAAAGGACUGCCAGCUACAACAACCAUGAAGAUGGGGAAGUGAAAUUUUCUUCCCCUUCAUCUUCCAAGAAGAAGAAUGCUCAGAAGCCCGGCAUAAUCCGACCCCUGAGCAUAGCCUUCGGUCCGACCUUUCUCCUUGGGGGCAUUCUCAAAUUUGGGCACGACGUUCUUCAAUUCGUGUCGCCACAGCUGCUCAGAGCCAUGAUCGCAUUUGUGGGCUCUAAUGACCCAGCAUGGAAGGGCAUCCUGUUUGCAUCCCUCAUGUUCGCCACCGCCACUGCACAGUCGCUCAUGCUGUCUGCAUACUUUCACAGAAUGUACACUGUCGGCAUGCAUAUCCGCACGUGCCUUAUCUCUGCUAUCUACAGGAAGUCACUCGUCUUGUCGAAUGGAGCCAAGAAAGAGUCGACCACCGGGGAGAUUGUGAACCUCAUGUCGAACGAUGCCCAACGUUUCAUGGAGCUGAUGGUGUUUCUGAACAUGCUUUGGUCUGCACCUUUGCAAAUUGGGCUGUCCCUCUAUUUCCUCUGGGACAUCCUGGGCCCUUCCGUACUGGCGGGUGUAGGCAUCAUGGUGCUCAUGGUACCCCUCAAUGGGGUUCUGGCUGCUUUCUCCAAAAAGUUGCAGACGAAGCAAAUGAAAGAAAAGGACAACCGCUUGAAGCUGAUGAAUGAAAUAUUGAGCGGGAUGAAAGUGCUGAAGCUGUACGCCUGGGAAGAAUCUUUCCAAAAGCAGGUCGAAGGGAUUCGAGAUAGGGAGAUCCACAGCCUUCGGCGCAUGGGAUACUUGUCAGCUGUGCUUUCGUUUUUGUGGACAUGUGCACCUUUCCUUGUAUCGCUGAUGUCGUUUGGCACUUACGUCCUGGUGGACGAACAUAACGUGUUGGAUGCCCAGAAGGCUUUCGUGGCACUCACUCUAUUCCACAUCAUGCGCUUCCCCUUGUCCAUGUUGCCAAUGCUCAUCGGCAUGUUGAUUCAAGCAAGCGUUUCUGUGAAACGCGUGAACAAAUUCCUGAACCAUGAGGAGCUAGAGCAGUAUGUUGCACACGACAAGGAUGGUGAUAAUCCAGUGACAGUGGAGCACGGGUCGUUUGCGUGGACGCGUAGCGAGGACCCCGUACUGAAAGACAUCAACCUCACAGUGCCGAAGGGCAGCCUAGUGGCCAUUGUGGGGCAGGUGGGGUCGGGGAAGUCGUCCCUCAUUUCGGCCAUUCUCGGUGACAUGGAGAAAAUGGAUGGCACCAUCAAUACUCAGGGGUCCGUAGCCUACGUAGCCCAGCAGGCGUGGAUACAGAACGCUACGGUUCGAGACAACAUCCUGUUCCAAAAGGAGAUGGACUCUGACCGGUACAACGCGACCGUGGAGCAGUGUGCCCUCAAGUCGGAUCUCUCUAUUCUGCCUGGUGGGGACAUGACAGAGAUCGGAGAGAAGGGAAUCAAUCUGAGUGGCGGACAGAAACAGCGUGUGAGCUUGGCCAGGGCAGUGUACAGUGGGGCCGAUCUCUACCUGCUGGAUGAUCCAUUGAGUGCAGUGGAUUCCCAUGUGGGGAAGCACAUCUUUGAGCAUGUUAUUGGACCACAAGGGGUACUUAAGGAUAAGACCCGUCUGUUGGUGACGCACGGCAUAUCCUACCUGCCACAAAUGGACCUGAUAGUGGUGCUGAAGGACGGCCAGAUACAGGAACAGGGCACCUACCAGGAGCUCAUGAGCAGAAAGGGUGGUGCCCUGGCCGAAGUUCUGGUUCAGUUUCUCAAGGAGGAGGCCAAUGAAGACAUGAUAUUCGCGGAUGAUGUCAUGGUUGUUCAGGACAUCCUCCGCCAGGCGGGAGCAGAUAUUGAUAUGACAAGGCAGUUAUCGAUCCAGAGCAGACCUUCAGACGAGUUGUCUCUGACUGAGAGGAGAGAGCUACUGCGCAGCAUCUCCCACCAGUUCUCCGACAGCGGCAGCACAAAUUCGAGACGGCCAAGCCUUGCCUCUGGGAAGUCUCGCUCCAUAGACUUGGCUCCUCAAAGAGCGAAGAAGUUAGUGGGCGAGUCGCCAACCAAGUUGGUGCAGGAUGAAGCUACUGAGACUGGGAAGGUGAAGUGGAACGUGUACUUCACAUACUUCCGUGCGAUUGGUGUGAUGUGGACGAUAUUGAUAGUACUUACGAAUGUGUCCUCCCACGGCUUCUCGAUUGGCUCGAACCUGUGGCUGACCGCUUGGAGCAACGAUCCUCCGAACCCAGAUGGUACGCAAGUCCCGGAGCAGCGAAAUCUCAGGUUGGGCGUGUACAGUGCCCUCGGCUUUGCUCAAGGUGUGACCAUAUUGGUGAGUGCCCUGGGCCUUGCCCUGGGCAGCUUGAAAGGAGCAACUCUGCUGCACAACGGACUUCUCAACAAUAUCCUGCGAUCCCCCAUGUCCUUCUUCGACACCACACCUCUGGGACGUGUCGUCAACAGGUUCUCUAAGGAUGUGGACACUAUGGACCUGACCAUCCCAAUGACAAUCCGCUCCUGGUUGAUGUGCUUCCUGCAAGUGGUGUCUACGCUGUUCAUCAUCGCCUUCACCACACCCAUCUUCCUCGCUGUUGCCCUCCCCAUUGGUGUCGUCUACUACUUCAUACAAUCGGUUUACGUUGCAAGUUCGCGACAACUGAAGAGGCUGGAAUCCGUGACCAGGUCUCCCAUCUACACACACUUUUCCGAGACCCUGUCUGGAGUGACGACCAUCAGGGCUUAUGCAGCCCAGAAGAGCUUCGUGAGGGAAUCGAACCAACGUGUGGAUACCAACCAGAUGUGCUACUACCCUUCCAUCAUCGCUAACAGGUGGUUGGCAAUAAGACUAGAGUUAUGUGGCAACUUCAUAGUGCUGUUUGCUGCUCUGUUUGCUGUCUUUGGAAGGGAGACUCUGGAUCAGGGUGCCGUGGGCCUGUCACUGUCCUAUGCACUCUCUAUCACUGCGACCAUGAACUGGAUGGUACGCAUGAGCUGCGAAUUUGAAACCAACAUUGUUUGCGUCGAACGGAUAAUGGAGUACACGAAGACGCCGACUGAGGCCCCAUGGGAGAUCGCAGACUCGAAGCCACCCGAAACUUGGCCGCAGGGUGGUGAGGUGAAUUACGUGGACUAUGCAACCAGGUACAGGGAAGGGCUCGACCUGGUGAUCAGCGAUUUGAACAUCUCCGUCAAACCCGGCGAAAAGGUGGGCAUCGUUGGUCGAACUGGUGCCGGCAAAAGCUCCAUGAUGCUGUCCCUUUUCCGGAUCGUGGAACCUGCCCGAGGCACCAUCUUAAUAGACGGCAUCGAUAUUUCCAAGAUUGGACUGCAUGACCUUCGUUCGAAGCUCACAAUCAUCCCACAGGACCCUGUGCUCUUUUCUGGUACCCUUCGUAACAACUUAGACCCAUUUGAGGUGAAGAGCGACACAGAACUGUGGUCUGCCCUGGAGCUUUCUCAUCUCAAGAGCUUUGUGUCUGGCCUUGAGAAAGGCUUGCAACACGAAGUGGCAGAAGGAGGGGAGAAUCUCAGUGUUGGACAGCGUCAGCUGGUGUGUCUGGCUCGAGCCCUCCUGCGCAAAACGAAAGUAUUGGUCUUGGAUGAAGCCACAGCGGCUGUGGACAUGGAAACCGACGUGCUCAUUCAGCAGACAAUCCGCAAGGAAUUUGUUGGCUGCACCGUGCUCACCAUUGCCCACAGGCUCAACACCAUCAUGGACUACGACAGGAUUUUGGUUCUGGAACGUGGCCAUGUUGCAGAGUUUGAUUCUCCAUCCAACCUGCUAGCCAAUAAGGAAUCUAUUUUCCAUGCCAUGGCUAAGGAUUCCGGUCUGACGUAGGACUUUUUCCUCCAUAAGCUCCGCCCAACAAAGUGCCCUGGAAGAAGCCUGCCAGGAAGAACCAAAGAUCUGCCUGGUGUUUUUAGUCUUAAUAUCGAGAUUCUGAUGCCUCUGUAUAUAUAUAUUAUAUAAUGUUGGAUAUGUUGGAUACAAAAUGUCUACUUUCAAAAACCACAAGGAACCUU